Ascochyta rabiei is the source of this 1917-nucleotide messenger RNA. RefSeq lists its product as uncharacterized. The transcript is spliced from 4 exons. The record is from RefSeq and is a predicted model, not a curated record. Bases 1 to 1917 code for a protein of 638 amino acids. Lineage: Eukaryota; Fungi; Ascomycota; Dothideomycetes; Pleosporales; Didymellaceae.
AUGAUGGAGGGCCAAGGGCAGACCGCUAGGGCCACGAGACGCUCUCAAACGAGUGCUCCUACACAGCAAGACUUCCUCUUUGUCAAUGCAUCUGAUGCGAAGAUAUCCCGCCAAGGCCGUCGCGAUGCUCGUUCCUUUGUCAUGAAAAAGGCGAGGAGCGAGCGUCUAUGGUCCACAAGCACGCAGGCUGCAAGGCACCAAACACGACAGAGUGCAAGCCCACAGAGUGCUAAUACACCUACCUCAACGUCAACUCCAAGCACAGCAUCAUCGAGUCCAAGCGUCGAGUCCAAUGGAAACCGCCAUCUCCUGGCUUCAGCCCAAGCGGAUGUUGGUGUUUUCGAGCAAGGUGUUUGCUCGAGCUGUAAGAUCCUUACUGUCCGACACGGUCAGAUACUGUGCCCUAGGUGCAACUGGCUGAGACCCACGGGGUUGUUGAGAGAGCCUAAUCAUGGUUCUUUGGAUCCAUUUGGAAUGUUGCCCGUAAAGAUGACCAAGGACGACUAUGAACUUAUGUACCACUUUAUUGGCGAAAUGGCUCCCGGUAUAAUCGGCGUCGACACUCGAUGCAGGUCAAAUCUGAUGAGGUCAGACUGGUUCGCAACAGCGUUGAGUAAUGCAGGCUUCAUGCACAGUUUGCUCUGUACGGCUGCCUUGCACAUGUUCGUUUCUGGUAGAGGUAGAGGCAACGUCGAAGCAAUCUUGCACCAUCGCGCAGAAACUAUUGUGGCGGUGAACAAGGCCAUAUCUUCGACGGAAGACCAUACCGUUCAUUCCUCAGAUGAGAACCUCGGCGCUGUAUUCAAUCUCUUGACCGUAGAAGAAAGCCUGGCGUCGCCCUAUUUUAGAGACAAGAUACCAUGCGACGAGCAGUCGAAUGCCACUACGACGCAUUUGAACGGCUUGCGCGACAUGCUGAGUUUGCGAGGAGGCCUCGGCGCUGUCAAUAGAAAUCGCAUCUUACAGGCCUUUAUACUUUGGCAUUCUACAGCUCACGCCAUUGCUGCUUUCGACUCACCGGACCCCGCAAUAUUAGAGUACAUUCGUACGGCAAACUAUCCUCGUCAUCCCCAAGGCUAUUGUUCGGAAUACUCUCAACACCUAGUCAACUUGUGCCGAGACGCAGGCUUGGCAGCACCUCUUGUCGAAUUACUGGAAUUUGUCCUGGUACUCGCAGCAGAUCUGACUGCUUGGUAUAACGAUCCAGAGAGUCCGCUUGACCCGCUCGACAUACAAAACUUCUCUUGUGCACUCGAGUGUUUGCUUCUCGCAUGGAUCCGUGGCUGUGAGCCUUCGGUUACACCUCUCGAAGGCGCCCUCUGCGUCGCACUGAUCAUAUUCACCAUUCGAACAACUGAAGCGCCAAAAAUGAAAUCAGACGUUCACUUUUUACAUUCCGUUGCUAGCAAGCGGCUCGAAAGCGCACUCAACUGCACCACACUUGCUGACUGGUGGCCAUGCCAGGAUCUACUUCUCUGGAUCCUCUCCAUCGGCGCCAUCUCGGCUGAGGGCUCAGCAGAGAGUACUUGGUUUGUACAUCAAUCCUCACUUGCGUGCGCGAUGUUCCAAAUAGUAUCCGCAGAGGCGUUACUUGAACGUUUGCACUUUUGCGGCUGGGUCAGCUGUAAGCUCGACGAACCUGUUCAACGCCUAUGGAACAGCAUCAGGCUUGUCAGAUGCAACCCGUAUCCGAGCGUAGUGUCACCGUACAUUGACCACACAGAAAGCCCUCCGGGACCAUUGCAGAAUGCUAUCAAAGAGCCUGAAUUAACAGAUUGGCGUACCAUAGACUGGACAGCCUUCAUUGCAGCUAACCCUGCACAAGAGUCGUACUUGGAUAAUGAUGGAGUAAGUUGGGCAACAGCGACAGCGACUGGGUUUGACGAUGCUUUCGGCCAAGCUUUGACUGGUUCUUGA